AUGGCCCAGUGUGAGGUGUUGGAUGGGGUGUCAGGGGGCGGAGUGUACUCUAAGCUUCAAGCCUAUUGGCUGGAUCUGUCCGAGGAUGACCCCCUUGGGGAAUGUGAGGUGGGGGAAGGGCGGCAGGGGCCUGGCCGGUUAAGCGGAGGCUGGUGGGAGCAGUUUGGAUCCAGGUCCGGGAAAGCUGUUCCAGACCCAGAGAAGCAAGGCAGCGCUGGCCGGGGUGAUCCUGACCGUGACCGUGGCCGUGACCGAAGUUGCUGUCCCUGUGCGGAGUUCCUGAUGUCUCCCAAGGCUUCCAGGAAGACGCAGCCCCCCGCAGGUGGCCCCGAGGUCCAAGCCCCAGAGGACCCGGCCCAGGUGGGGAAUUCUGAGCUCCAGAUCCAGCCCCAGGCCGGUGCCCCAGACAGUCCAGCCCCACCUCAGCCCCAGGCUAGCCCCGGGGAUUUCCAGGCCCUGUCCCAGCCCCAGGGGGGAGGAAUCCCGGAGAUGGAGCCCCAGCCCAGCACCUCCUCCGACUCCCAGCCCCAGCCGGAGUCCUCCUCCGGGUUCCAGCCGCAGCUCCAGGCCGGGCUCUCGGGGGCGCUGUUCCCAGCCCAGCCCGAGAGCUCCGGGGAGCUGUUCUCGCCGCAGCCCAGCACCUCCUCCGGGUUCCCGCCACAGCCAGGCCCCGCGGCGGCGCAGACCCUGGGGCCGCUGGAGGUGGAGGCGGGCGCCCAGCAGCCCCCGUUCCAGGCCGGGGACCAGGUGCUGUGCCUGCACGGCUCGCUGCUGUACGAGGCCAAGUGCAUGCGCGUGGCCGAGGCGGCCUGCGGCACGGCGGCCGAGGCCGAGGCCGGCUCGCUCACCUACCUGAUCCACUACACGGGCUGGAACAAGAACUGGGACGAGUGGGUGCCCGCGAGCCGCGUCUUCGAGUACUCGGAGGCCAACCUGGCGCGCCAGAGCGAGCUGCUGCGGGCGCACCAGGCGCAGCGGCCGCUCGGCAAGAAGGGGCGCGGCGGCCUGCGCGCCAGGAAGACCCCCGGCCUGCAGCAGAGGGCCGCCGGCCGCGCGGGCCCCAGCCAGGAGGCCCUGGGCGCCGGGGAGGGCGCCGGCCCCAGCGAGAUGCCGCAGCCCGGCGCGGCCACCCGCAGGAAGAGGGUCCGAGCCGAGGCCGGCGCCGAGAGCCGGGCCGCCCCGGCCGGGAUCCGCGCCGACGUGAAGGUGGAGAUCCCCGAGGAGCUGAAGCCCUGGCUCGUGGACGACUGGGACCUGGUCACCAAACAGAACCAGCUCUUCUACCUGCCGGCGCGCAAGAACGUGGACUCCAUCCUGGAGGACUACGCCCAGGCCCGCACGGCCCCGGGCACGGCCGAGGAGAAGGCCUUUGCCGUGGUGGAAGUGGUGGCCGGCAUCAAGGAGUACUUCAACGUGAUGCUGGGCACCCAGCUGCUCUACAAGUUCGAGAGGCCGCAGUACGCCGAGAUCCUGGCCCAGCACCCCGACGUGCCCAUGUCCCAGAUCUACGGCGCGCCCCACCUGCUGCGGCUCUUCGUGCGCAUCGGGGCCAUGCUGGCCUACACGCCCCUGGAUGACCACAGCCUGGCCCUGCUGCUGGGCCACCUGCACGAUUUCGUGGGCUACCUAGCCGAGAAUUGUGCCGCGUUGUUCAAUGUCAGCGACUACGGGGUCGCCCCUCCAGAGUAUCACGAGAGAGCCGAGUCUUAG
This is a messenger RNA of Dromiciops gliroides (monito del monte), 1710 nucleotides long. RefSeq names its product mortality factor 4-like protein 1. Gene Ontology annotation, cellular component: NuA4 histone acetyltransferase complex; nucleus. NCBI's taxonomy places the organism in Eukaryota, Metazoa, Chordata, Mammalia, Microbiotheria, Microbiotheriidae. Gene Ontology annotation, biological process: chromatin organization; regulation of DNA-templated transcription. Bases 1 to 1710 code for a protein of 569 amino acids. The record is from RefSeq and is a predicted model, not a curated record. The transcript has 2 exons.